Molecule: messenger RNA, 2520 nt
Organism: Aureobasidium subglaciale EXF-2481
Lineage: Eukaryota; Fungi; Ascomycota; Dothideomycetes; Dothideales; Saccotheciaceae
Exons: 5
Coding region: 1-2520 (839 amino acids)
Biological process (GO): mRNA 3'-end processing by stem-loop binding and cleavage
Cellular component (GO): mRNA cleavage and polyadenylation specificity factor complex
Molecular function (GO): RNA binding; RNA endonuclease activity; 5'-3' exonuclease activity
Source: RefSeq, a predicted model, not a curated record
AUGGCCACGAAACGAAAGCUGGACACGGCCACACCAGAGCCCGACGAACCCAUCGACCCCUCAGACGAGUUGAUGUUCUUGUGCUUGGGUGGUGGAAACGAAGUCGGCCGUUCGUGCCACAUCAUACAGUACAAGGGCAAGACCGUCAUGCUCGAUGCUGGCGCCCACCCUGCCUACGAUGGUCUGGCUUCUCUUCCCUUCUACGACGAAUUCGACCUGAGCACUGUCGACAUUCUUCUCAUUACUCACUUCCAUCUGGACCAUGCCGCCUCCCUCCCAUAUGUCAUGGCCAAGACUAAUUUCAAGGGUCGCGUCUUCAUGACCCACCCGACCAAAGCCAUCUACAAAUGGCUGAUGCAAGACUCAGUCCGUGUACAAAACACUCAUGCAUCUGCAGAACAGCCGACCCAGCUCUACACCGAGGCCGAUGUUCUUUCAACUCUUCCCAUGAUCCAGACUAUCGCAUUUCACACUACACACACCCAUGCAGGCAUACGGAUUACCCCUUAUCCAGCUGGCCACGUUCUUGGCGCAGCCAUGUACGUAAUCGAGAUUGCUGGCCUCAACAUCCUCUUUACAGGUGACUAUUCGAGAGAGCACGAUCGUCAUCUGAUUCCUGCUUCGGCUCCCAAGGGUGUCAAAGUAGACGUCUUAAUCACGGAGUCUACCUUUGGCGUUGCCUCUCACAUUCCACGAGUGGAGCGAGAGACUGCCUUGAUGAAGAGUUUGACGGGCGUUCUGAAUCGUGGAGGACGCGUCCUAAUGCCUGUCUUUGCCAUUGGUCGUGCACAAGAGCUGCUUCUGAUCCUGGAAGACUACUGGAACCGUCACCCUGAAUACAGGAAGUAUCCUAUAUACUAUGCAAGCAACCUGGCCAAGAAGUGCAUGCUUGUUUACCAAACGUACAUUGAUGCCAUGAACGACAACAUCAAGUCCAUGUUCCAGAACAGACUUGCUCAAACAGCCGACGGUAGCAACGGCGAAGCAGGUGCUGGAGGCCCAUGGGACUUCCGCUGGAUUCGCAACUUGAAGUCUCUCGACAGGUUCGAUGAUGUUGGCGGAUGCGUCAUGCUUGCGUCUCCCGGUAUGCUUCAGAAUGGUGUGUCUCGUGCUCUUCUCGAGCGCUGGGCGCCUGACCCCAAGAAUGGUGUUAUCGUCACUGGUUAUAGCGUCGAGGGCACUAUGGCAAAGAUGAUCCUGACCGAGCCCGAAAGCAUCCAGGCAGUCAUGACUGGCAGGGUGGGUGGCAGAGUACAGGGCCUCGGCGGGAGAGGAAAGCCAGGCGCCGAGGGAGAAAAGGUCAUGAUUCCGAGAAGAUGUACUGUUCAGGAAUACUCGUUUGCAGCACACGUUGACGGUACCGAGAACCGCGAAUUCAUCGAAGAAGUUGCAGCUCCUGUCGUGAUCUUGGUACAUGGAGAGAAGACAAACAUGAUGAGACUCAAGUCUAAGCUCUUAUCGCUGAACGCGAAUAAGACGACACCCGUCAAGGUAUUCUCUCCAGCGAACUGUGAGGAGCUUCGCAUUCCUUUCAAACAAGACAAGAUUGCCAAAGUUGUUGGUCGACUUGCAAACCAAAUACAGUUAUCAGCUGGCCCUCCUUCUCCUCCCAGUUCGGAUGAAGAAAGCGCAACAAGAGAUGAGAAGAAAUUCAAGACAACAAAGGGGGAUCAGGUGGUCUCUGGUGUUCUGGUACAGAACGAUUUCAAACUUAGCUUGAUGGCGCCUGAAGAUCUCAAAGAAUAUGCCGGCCUAACGACCACAACAAUCUUGUGCCGCCAAAAACUAACGCUUGCUGCUGCAGGCCUUGAUCUGAUCAAAUGGGCUCUGGAGGGGACCUUCGGAGCUGUCAGAACCACAUCAUCGCUGUCCGAAAGCGCCAAAGAAGAAACCAAUGGCAACCCAGCCAAGAUUGAAGAGGCCGACGAGGAGAUAGAGAGGCAACAAGAGACCAUCUUCGAGGUCAUGAGUUCAGUCAGAGUCAAAGUUGCCAACCGUGGCGAGGUCGAGGUUGAAUGGGAAGGCAACAUUGCAAACGACGGAAUUGCGGAUGCCGUUCUUGCUGUUCUGUUGACAGUCGAGAGCAGCCCUGCAGCUGUGAAGCAAUCAUCGGUUCCUCACUCACACGACCAUCACGAGAAGAAACGCAAUCUUCAUGCACACAUUACUCCAUCUGAACGCCUUUCUAGGCUGUGUAUGUUCCUCGAAGCUCAGUUCGGCGAGGAUGCCAUAACUCCCAUUUCGAGGCCUAAACUCAGCAUCUCCGAGGAAGAUGACAGUACCACUUCUGACGAUCCUAUAGCGAAAGAGAAAGCCAGAGCUCAUCUUGAGAUGGUAGAGCUCGAACGCCUUCACAAAGCAGGUAUACCCGUGCCGGGCUUGGAGAUCAGGGUAGACAAGACCGUGGCCAAGGUUUGGCUCGAAACACUCGAGGUAGAAUGCGGCAUGCGAAGCAUGGCUGACAGGAUCCGCGCAGUGGUUGAGCGGGCAGUUGAGGUCGUUGCUCCACUCUGGGAGUAG